Messenger RNA from Fusarium verticillioides 7600, 1810 nucleotides. RefSeq lists its product as hypothetical. The transcript has 2 exons. The record is from RefSeq and is a predicted model, not a curated record. Lineage: Eukaryota; Fungi; Ascomycota; Sordariomycetes; Hypocreales; Nectriaceae. The coding region runs from base 354 to 1598 and encodes 414 amino acids.
AGCAAUUCCCGCCCAAUCCACAUUCGGCACCGGGGGUUCAACUUCCAGCGAUACACCCAUCACCACCACUUUACUCGACAGAACUGAUGAGCACGACGAUCCGAUAUUGAGAUUCACGAGAACGAUAAUCGAAACGAAGAAAAGCGGCGCUGAGCGCCAUAGGCGUAGCGAGGCGAAACACCGCUCAAACCCCCGCGUGGAUUCACUGCGACGCUUGCGGCUCUGGGCGAAAACGACAAGUGUUGGCUCCUUCGACUGCCGAUCACCACACACCCCUCGCCCUCCUUUAACGCACGGCUAGACUCAACCACGAACGCAACCUUACGCCCCCAGGGCCAGAUCCUCUCCAAAGCAUGCCUCCCAAAACCCCAAACAACACGGGCACGCCCAUCUUCUCAACAUCCAUCUUCUCCUCCAACGCCGCUUCCCGCCCAACCACGCGCGACGGCCACGCCGUUGAUCCUUUAAACACAAGCAGCAUCCUCCCCAAAGACCGCAAAGCUUCGUUCUCGCGAAAGGCAUCGCUGUCGAGUAGACGCGGGAGUUCGUUUGGGAACGGGCCCAGCGCUUUUGUCACGGAUGCUACGGCGCCUCCUGCGCUGCCGGAUUACGCUCUCUCUGCUGCUGCGAAGGUAGCGCCUAGACCAGACGGUGUGGAGAGUGCAGCGGCGCCGGUGGAAGUUCAGAUGUUGAGUAGGAGUGCGACGGGGUCGACGACCCUUCAUGGGGGGAUCGUGCCGAAUACGCCGAUUGGGAUAAUGCCGAAUGGGGCGGUUGGGACGGCGGGAAUGUGGCAGCAGAAUGAGGCGGGGAUAAUGCAUCAUCAUGUUACGGAGCUUGCGAAUAAGCGCAUCGCGACGUUGGAGUAUCUGCGGAAAGCACAUGAAGGACGGAUUUAUUGGUUCAAGACAUAUCUCUUCGAAAAGACGGACCUUACUCGCAUGCCCUCCCUCGACGCUCGAAAGCUCGGUCGCAAAGCAACGAACCAUCUCCUCCUCGGCCUCUCCCUCCCGACAAUCAUCGACCUGUACUCCUCCACAUCGAUCGAAUUCCUCCGAAGCCUAAACUCCCUCCUCUCCGAAUUCGACUCCUUCCAACAACUCCACGGCGAAUCAUCAACCGCUGCAUCGCUCACCCGCGCGCGUCUGCCAAGCAUGUUCCGUCGUCCAGGCGGUAAAUCUCGUCGCUCGACAUCAGCAGCUGACAUGCACCCCAUGGUCGACGAAAUGGCUUCUCUCCCUGCAGCUGGUGGUCCUGCACCAUCGGUGAUGAACUUCGCAGCUGCUGAGACAGAUCUCCUACCCGGAGAAGAGUAUACUUUUCUGCUCACGCCUUCGCUUCCGUUUGAUCCCGAUUACUUUGAGACGUUUGCGACGCUGUGCGAUGUGUUGAUCGAUUGCUACACGAGGUUUCUGGCAUUGGUACCUUCACCUAGAGAGUGUUCUGCACCUGUCGCCGAACUCUUCACGAAAGCGGAUUCGCGCGUGCGCAAGAUAAUUGUGCAAGGCAUAGUGCGGGACUUCGAGGAGCAGAGUCGGAGUCAUGUUAAGACGGAGGUGGCUAGUAUCGGAAAGGUUGUCCUAGGAGGAUUAAUGUGAAAUGGACUUGAAUGCAUGGAGUUAGCUGGGAGCGUGGUAUCCUCAUCGGAUGCAUGCUGGAGUUUGGUUCGGUUCUUGAUACGUAUAAUGGCACGAAGAUAUGAAGCGUCGGAUAUCGUCGUCUAUUCAGCAGUUUUGGGUUCCCUACAGCGGGUUCUGUACAUGAUAAUACAAUGUCUAUGCUACAGUGUUGUACACAUCUAUUUCUUGCC